AUGUUUGUCCUUUUUUUUAUCAAGACCAAAAAGUUACCAUUUGAUAAUGAUAAAGACUAUGAAAACUACACCACAACGUUUGCGGUCUUCUUACCUGCCAAAGUUAAAAAAGCUGAACUGUUGAAGAAGAAGAAGAAUAUAGCCUGGUCCACAUUAGACCUACUGUCCAGUCUUUUUGUGAAUCGUGAAUAUCCGUGGAAGGGUUUCUACAGAUAUCAAGCCCCUCUCCCUGCAGCCACUCCUGCCAGACCCCCUACUUUCCCAGGACGGGACUUCAUUACCAAACACAGGAUUGCUCUAGAAACUCGCCUGGGACUCUUGCAGCCCAUUCUCUCGCAUCUGGAGGAUCACAAAGUUCUGAAUGCUGAGGAGAGGGAGGAGGUGGUCAGCAAAUCCACCAAGACGCUACAGAACCAAGCCCUGCUGGACAUGGUGGUGGGGAAGGGGGAUGAAGCCCAGGAGGAGUUCUACCAGGUCCUGAGAGAAGCAGAUCACUUCCUGGUCAAAGACAUGGAGAAGAAGAAAGCCUGAGAGGUAGCCAUGGAUACAACAACAUCAAGAGAUAUAUCACUAUACUACUAAUAAAUGACCUGAGAGAGACAGACAGACUGAGAGGUAGCCAUGGAUACAACAACAUCAGGAGAUAUAUCACUAUACUACUAAUACAUUACCUGAGAGAGACAGACAGACUGAGAGGUAGCCAUGGAUACAACAACAUCAUUAGAUAUAUCACUAUACUACUAAUAAAUUACCUGAGAGAGACAGACAGACUGAGAGGUAGCCAUGGAUACAACAACAUCAGGAGAUAUAUCACUAUACUACUAAUACAUUACCUGAGAGAGACAGACAGACUGAGAGGUAGCCAUGGAUACAACAACAUCAGGAGAUAUAUCACUAUACUACUAAUAAAUUACCUGAGAGAGACAGACAGACUGAGAGGUAGCCAUGGAUACAACAACAUCAGGAGAUAUAUCACUAUACUACUAAUAAAUUACCUGAGAGAGACAGACAGACUGAGAGGUAGCCAUGGAUACAACAACAGGGGAUAUACCUGUUCAGAGACAUAGAGCAGUACUUUGAGGAGGAGCCAUCCUGACCAGAGGUGGUUGGUGUGUAACGUGAU
Coregonus clupeaformis (lake whitefish) is the source of this 1123-nucleotide messenger RNA. RefSeq names its product caspase recruitment domain-containing protein 8-like. Lineage: Eukaryota; Metazoa; Chordata; Actinopteri; Salmoniformes; Salmonidae. The transcript is spliced from 2 exons. The record is from RefSeq and is a predicted model, not a curated record. The coding region runs from base 1 to 531 and encodes 176 amino acids. Gene Ontology annotation, cellular component: canonical inflammasome complex. Gene Ontology annotation, biological process: regulation of apoptotic process.